This is a messenger RNA of Penicillium vulpinum, 1071 nucleotides long. Its product is annotated as lipid-binding SYLF domain-containing protein. Gene Ontology annotation, molecular function: phosphatidylinositol binding; actin filament binding. Gene Ontology annotation, biological process: actin cortical patch localization; actin filament bundle assembly. The record is from RefSeq and is a predicted model, not a curated record. Lineage: Eukaryota; Fungi; Ascomycota; Eurotiomycetes; Eurotiales; Aspergillaceae. The coding region runs from base 1 to 1071 and encodes 356 amino acids. Gene Ontology annotation, cellular component: actin cortical patch. The transcript is spliced from 3 exons.
AUGGGAAACCGGUUGCACAACCCGCUGCCUGCCUCGCUAGCUAGCGAGUGCAAAAAGGUCGCUGCGAUUCUCGAAUCAUUCAUCAACCCGAAACUCAAGAUCGAUGGAGAAAUCCCACGUAAGAUUUUUGUGGGAGCCAAGGGAAUCGCCGUAUUCACAGCCCUGAGAGUUGGAUUCCUGGGCUCUAUCCGCUUUGGCUCGGGCCUGAUUGUUGCCCGCCUCCCGGAUGGCAGCUGGUCCGCCCCGUCAGCCAUGGCAAUGGGUGGCUUGGGCGCUGGUGGUCAAUUUGGCGCAGAAUUGACGGAUUUCGUGUUCGUCCUCACUACCGAUGCAGCAGUGAAAACAUUCAUGCAGUCGGGAAACUUGACUCUUGGUGGAAAUAUAUCCAUGGCUGUCGGACCCAUUGGUCGGAGUGCCGAGGCUGGGGGAGUUGUGGGAACCAAGGGUGCGACUGGAGUAUUCGCCUACUCCAAGACCCGUGGAUUGUACGGCGGUCUUACUGUUGAAGGUGGUGUUCUUGCAGAGCGUGCGGAUGCAAACAAAAAGCUAUAUGGGCGGAAAAUUCGAGCAAGCGAGCUGCUGAGCGGCUCGGUUCCACCACCGCCUGAAGCAGAAGUCCUGAUCGAUGUUUUGAAUGGGGACUUUUUCCGUAUGGAAGGAACUGCGGAACCAACCUCGGAAGGCCCUGAGAACUUGCACGACCAACACCGCAGUGCUUCUGCACACAUCCCUGAUGGGCAAUCACAGGGAAUUUCGGCGCCUGCCGCUGAUCAGUUAGCAGUUGCCGGGCCAAGCGCAGAGCAUACGCCUGGAACUACGGGGUCACUCGCCAGAGAUUCCCACACUGUAUCCCAUGAGCGAGAUGCCCAAGAGAUAGCGCCUACUUCCGAAACUAAGCCAACUAUUAUGCAAGGCACCGAGGAAGCAACUAGAGAUACUGAAUUAUUCAGCACCACUACCCGCGAUGCACAUACCUCAAACGUGCAAGAGCCCAUAUCUACUGCUGAACAAGCUUCGGCUGUGGAUACGAGCACACAAUCGGUACCUAAAGGCAAAGAACCAGCAGCUUGA